AGUAUAUGUAUAUCUGGGAAGCGAAAUAAGAAGAGAAGAAGAAGAAUAAUAGUUGCAGAGUGAGAAAGACAGCGAAUGAAGGAGCGGAAAUGGAGUCUGGUCCUCCUCCCAACGAUCUCUGCUCAAUCUGCCAUGCCAACUUUCACAUUCCCUGUCAAGCAAAUUGCUCUCACUGGUUUUGUGCAAAUUGCAUCAUGCUCGUGUGGCAGCACGCAUCAGGGACAAGCUCCUGCAAAUGCCCUCUCUGUCGCCGACCCAUCACUCUCUUAGUCCCCACCGAACACUCUCUCUCCCACCGUCACGACCCUGAAGUUGCUCAUAUUCUCUCCAAGAUUCAUGCUUACAACCGUGUCUUCGGUGGCCAACCCUCCUCUCUUUUUCAGAGAGUGCAAGAUCUUCCUUUUCUGUUGCACAGGCUGCUUCGGGAGUUUCUGAACCCUCAAAGAUCCCUUCCUCUUGUCAUCCGUGCCCGUGUCUUUGUUGCUGUCAGUUUCCUCACUCUUUCAACUUCAAUACUUGCUGUGUUCCUCAAUCGAUUAUCCAUGAUAGCAAGUGUUGUAUACAUUCUCAGCCCAAUUGAUCUCAUUCCUGAAGCGAUGUUAGGAAUAGUUGGUCUCUUAGAUGAUGUGUUAAUUGGGCUGAUCUGCUUCCUACAUGUUGCUGCCAUUUAUAGAUCAGUUCUUUACCUCCGUCAUGCUGGUUCCUGAACAUGUUCUACAAAUUUUCAGUUCAUGUCCUAAUGUGGAUUUAAAGAUGAAGUGUACUUUGUUUUGUAUGUACAUAUACAGGUUCAAUUUCAAAUAGUGGAAUUAGUAAUGGAAAUUACAAUGGAAAAGCGCUCCCUUUAAUGUUUUGUUUUCUUUUGAGAAUUCGGGUUGUUGCUUAACCCAUCAUGAUAUAGCACGAAAUAUUUGAGCUUAAAUGAAUUUAACAGUUGCUGUGUGAAA
Molecule: messenger RNA, 947 nt
Organism: Vigna unguiculata (cowpea)
Lineage: Eukaryota; Viridiplantae; Streptophyta; Magnoliopsida; Fabales; Fabaceae
Product: E3 ubiquitin-protein ligase RNF170-like protein
Molecular function (GO): ubiquitin protein ligase activity
Source: RefSeq, a predicted model, not a curated record